Odobenus rosmarus divergens (Pacific walrus) is the source of this 542-nucleotide messenger RNA. Its product is annotated as DAZ-associated protein 2-like. Bases 36 to 542 code for a protein of 168 amino acids. The record is from RefSeq and is a predicted model, not a curated record. The transcript has a single exon. NCBI's taxonomy places the organism in Eukaryota, Metazoa, Chordata, Mammalia, Carnivora, Odobenidae.
CCGCGACGCCGAGCCGAACCGGACCAGCAGCCACCAUGAACAGCAAAGGUCAAUAUCCAACGCAGCCAACCUACCCUGUGCAGCCUCCUGGAAACCCAGUGUACCCUCAGACCUUGCAUCUUCCUCAGGCUCCACCCUAUACUGAUGCUCCACCUGCCUACUCGGAGCUCUAUCGUCCGAGCUUUGUGCACCCAGGGGCUGCCACAGUCCCCACCAUGUCAGCUGCAUUUCCUGGCGCCUCGCUGUAUCUUCCCAUGGCCCAAUCUGUGGCUGUUGGACCUUUAGGUUGCACAAUCCCUAUGGCUUAUUAUCCAGUUGGUCACAUCUAUCCACCUGGUUCAGCAGUGCUGGUGGAAGGAGGGUAUGAUGCAGGUGCCAGAUUUGGAGCUGGGGCUACCGCUGGCAACAUUCCUCCUCCACCCCCUGGAUGCCCUCCCAACGCUGCUCAGCUUGCAGUCAUGCAGGGAGCCAAUGUCCUUGUAACUCAGCAGAAGGGAAACUUCUUCAUGGGUGGCUCAGAUGGUGGCUACACCAUCUGGUGA